Molecule: messenger RNA, 719 nt
Organism: Amorphotheca resinae ATCC 22711
Lineage: Eukaryota; Fungi; Ascomycota; Leotiomycetes; Helotiales; Amorphothecaceae
Exons: 4
Coding region: 41-535 (164 amino acids)
Biological process (GO): protein dephosphorylation
Cellular component (GO): cytoplasm
Molecular function (GO): non-membrane spanning protein tyrosine phosphatase activity; acid phosphatase activity
Source: RefSeq, a predicted model, not a curated record
GGGACCGCAUCACCAACUCUGUCAAACCGCUCUUUGCAACAUGGCUUCAGACCCUAUUUCGGUGCUGUUCGUCUGCCUAGGAAAUAUCUGCCGGUCCACUAUGGCCCACGGCGUUUUCCAAUCAAUCGUGUCUAAACCACCCUAUCAAGGCCUCAUCAAAGAGGUAGAUAGUUGUGGGACUGGGGCAUAUCACAUAGACAGCAGCCCAGAUUCACGAACGAUGUCGGUCCUCGAAGACAAUGGGAUUGUUGACUAUGUGCACGCAGCGCGAAAGAUCCACGUCUCGGACUUCCAGAAGUUCGACUAUAUCUUUGCUAUGGACAGAGACAACCUGCGAGAUCUUCAACGGAUUCAUCAACGUGCAGGUGGCAAGGCAAAGGUCAUGUUGUUCGGAGAGUUCUCUGGAAAGAAGAAGGCUGAGGAGGUUGAUGAUCCUUAUUACGGGGGAAGAGAUGGCUUUGAAAUCGCGUAUGAGCAGUGUGUGAGAUUCUCCAAGAAUUUCCUGAAGCAGACCUUUCCGGAUGUCAAGUCAUGACAUGAGACAGGAGCACAUGUGCGAAGGAGAGCAGUGGAUGCCGCCGGAUCAAGGCAUGAGGCAGCCCCUCCUCCUUGGAAUGCGGGGGAUGAGGGAUGGGGGAGAGCAGGCUCAGGGGCUCACAAAGGAUGAUGUGCAGCACAGCAUCUACGAUAGUACGAUAACGCCGCCGUAAGCACGAGGC